Messenger RNA from Dendronephthya gigantea, 1195 nucleotides. Its product is annotated as alpha-2-macroglobulin receptor-associated protein-like. Gene Ontology annotation, biological process: regulation of receptor-mediated endocytosis. Gene Ontology annotation, cellular component: endomembrane system; endoplasmic reticulum. Lineage: Eukaryota; Metazoa; Cnidaria; Anthozoa; Malacalcyonacea; Nephtheidae. The transcript has 5 exons. Bases 63 to 929 code for a protein of 288 amino acids. Gene Ontology annotation, molecular function: heparin binding; receptor antagonist activity; low-density lipoprotein particle receptor binding. The record is from RefSeq and is a predicted model, not a curated record.
UUGUGUCCGCGUUCUUCUCCGUCUCACGUAGUUCAAACACGGAGAAAAACAAUCCGUUUCGCAUGGGAAGAGUGAACAUAGUUUGGCAAAAGGCGAAGCAAUUGUUGUUAUCACAAGAGAAGUUUGACGCGUUGUACGUUGAGCUGGAGCGGCAAGACAGAGACGAGAUAAAAUGGAAACAUCAGAAACAAGAUGGGAAGGAUAAUCUCGGCGAAGCUGAGGCGAUUAUCAGACGGAAUUUGAUGAAUAUUAUGGAAAGGUACGGGUUGUUGGGUGCUGGGGAGGAAGGCCAUGAUCAUAUUGAGACGAAUCGGGCACACGACUCGUCGUUCAAGAAAGACGAGAGGCUAGAGAAAUUGUGGGAACACGCCAAAAAUGAAGUGCAAUUUAGCAAAGAAGAAUUAGAAAAGCUGCGCAAGGAACUAACUCACCAUCACGAUAAAUGGAAGCAGUACAGGGAUUUGGUUGGAAUUGUUUCCGCACAUAAAGACAGACAGAAUAACAUUGUUGGAAAGAACAUACCACAUGAGGAAGCUUUCUCAAAGCUUCAAGAGGAAAUGAACAUGAAGCGUAGAGAAGUGGACAGCAGCUACCGUCGAUUAAAAAUGAAAGUUUUGUCUGGAGCUCCCAAUGAAGAAUUUCAAGACCAUCGCGUCAGAGAUUUGUGGAAAAGAGCCCAGGUUCAAGGGUACUCGGAGGAAGAGCUUGACAUCAUGAAAGAAGAAUUACGGCAUUUUGAUAACAGGAUAGCAAAGCAUGAUCACCUUCAAGAACAGCUUGAUGUUGCUGAGGAUAUGCUUAACAAUGGCCAUGAUCACAUUAAACCCAAGUUUGAAAAGUUGACUGAAAAAGUGAACGAACACAGAAAAUAUAUAAAGAAGUUACACACAACACUGGAGAAGAGAAUAGGACCUCGUAAUGAGUUGUGAUUGAUAUUACCCUCAAGAAAUGAUGGUCAGAUACGAAAGUAUGGUGUAUGCAUAUAUGGAUUAAAUGCUUGUGAGUGUAACGCUUGGAAGAUGGUUGGAUGGACUGUCCUUUAAUCCAUCAUUUUCUAAUGGCGAGUGUGGCAUGUAACAAGAUUAUCAACUAUUUGCAACAAUAUUGUAAACAAUGUUGUAAUUUUAGUAUUUAUAAAAUGUUUUUAUGUUCCAUAAAUAGUGACUAUUUCAUUACUGGUCCAUUCUAAAUGACA